AUGGACCAAGCAGCGGAGCAACCUCGAAAAUGUCCGGGACUGAAUUGCGAGAACGAUGCGUCGACGUUACAGUGCCCAAAGUGCAAGGAGAUGGGGGUCGACAGUUUCUUCUGUUCCCAGGAUUGCUUCAAGCGAAGUUGGGCCGAGCACAAGACGCUACACAAGAGUACGAACCCUCUGCGAAAUUUCCUUGUUCCGAGUGUCGUUUCUAAAGUAGAUCCAGAAAGCGGCCACUUCAACCCAUUUCCCACAUACCCCUUCACCGGCUCGUUAAGACCGGUCUAUCCACUCUCGCCGAAACGAGAGAUUCCAAAGUCGAUACCGCACCCGGAGUGGUCGCAAGAUGGCAUCCCGAGAUAUCCUUAUGUACGGAAAAACAAUAUCCAAGUCCUCGACGAGAAGGGCAUCGCGGGAAUGCGCAAGGUCUGCAGACUGGCGAGAGAAGUGCUGGACAUCGCCGCUGCGGCAGCCAAACCUGGUGUUACGACCGACCAGAUCGACGAGAUUGUGCACAAUGCAUGCAUAGAACGAAAGUCCUAUCCUUCUCCUCUGAACUACAACCAUUUCCCCAAGUCCGUCUGCACGUCGCCGAACGAGGUCAUCUGCCACGGCAUACCCGACCAGCGAGUCCUACAGGACGGCGACAUCUUGAACAUCGACGUCACGCUUUACCACGAGGGAUACCACGGCGACCUCAACGAGACAUAUUACAUCGGGGACAAGGCCAAGGCCGACCCCGACAACGUCCGCCUCGUGGAGACGACGCGGCAGUGCCUGGAGAAGGCCAUCGAGCACGUCAAGCCCGGCGUCAAGAUUGCAGACUUUGGCGACAUCAUCGAGAAGCACGCCAAGUCACAGCGCCUCAGCGUGGUCAAGACGUACUGCGGUCACGGGAUCAACUCGCUGUUCCACUGCGCGCCCAACGUGCCGCAUUAUGCAAAGAACAAGGCGGUCGGAAAGUGCAAGGCCGGCAUGACGUUUACCAUCGAGCCCAUGAUCUGUCUGGGUCAACACAAGGACAAGACGUGGCCGGACGACUGGACCGCCGUCACCUCGGAUGGCAGCCGUUCGGCACAAUUCGAGCACACGAUGCUGGUCACGGACGACGGCGUCGAGGUUUUGACCGCUCGAUUACCAAACUCUCCGGGUGGCGCGAUACCAAUGCCUUCUCCUAACGGGGAAGCCGCGCACACGAAUGGAGUUGCUUGA
Exophiala spinifera is the source of this 1209-nucleotide messenger RNA. Its product is annotated as methionine aminopeptidase, type I. The record is from RefSeq and is a predicted model, not a curated record. Gene Ontology annotation, molecular function: metalloaminopeptidase activity. The transcript has 3 exons. The coding region runs from base 1 to 1209 and encodes 402 amino acids. NCBI's taxonomy places the organism in Eukaryota, Fungi, Ascomycota, Eurotiomycetes, Chaetothyriales, Herpotrichiellaceae. Gene Ontology annotation, biological process: proteolysis.